Messenger RNA from Venturia canescens, 1710 nucleotides. It is a transcript of the gene Irbp18, whose product is annotated as CCAAT/enhancer-binding protein gamma-like. The coding region runs from base 219 to 590 and encodes 123 amino acids. Gene Ontology annotation, molecular function: DNA-binding transcription factor activity, RNA polymerase II-specific; RNA polymerase II cis-regulatory region sequence-specific DNA binding. The transcript has 4 exons. NCBI's taxonomy places the organism in Eukaryota, Metazoa, Arthropoda, Insecta, Hymenoptera, Ichneumonidae. The record is from RefSeq and is a predicted model, not a curated record. Gene Ontology annotation, biological process: regulation of transcription by RNA polymerase II; DNA-templated transcription.
CUCGAACUAAACCUCCAACAGUUGCUCAUAGUUGCGUCAUCUCUGACCUAUCAAACCAUCAAAGUAACCGUGUUUUUGCGCGCACAUGGCAAAAGUUGCAAUUUAUGUCGCAAGCGUUAAAUAAAUAGUAGUCAAUAAACUGCCACAAAGCAAAUAAUUGUUGUACGAAGCUCUGAGAAUUUUACCAAGACAUCAACAAGGAGUAACGCUUCUCGGAGAUGGCACCAAGAAAUAAGGAAAAUUCGUCGACGAACAGGAAGAAAAAGACAAUUAUUUCGGAGGAAGAGGAUGACGAGGAUUACAGGAGACGCCGUGAUCGAAAUAAUCAGGCGGUAAAGCGUUCGAGAGUGAAGAGCAAAAUGCGAACUCAACAGACGCUGGAACGUGUAAACCAAUUGAAAACCGAGAACGAAUUAUUGGAGGAGAAAAUCAAGAUGCUGACGAAAGAGCUUGGAUUUUUGAAGGAUCUCUUUCUCGCUCACGCAGGCUCUAAUCAACACGCGACGAAUUUGCAAGACGUCGACCUCAACGCUUUGCUCGCUGAAGAACCAAAAAUCGGCGACGACGCAAAGAGUACAACGAAGCUUUAAGAUUCAACCUCCUCCGAAGGUGGAAAAUUCAUGAAACGUACGGGAACCAAAAAAAUGUAAAACAAAGCGUGCGAAGAUCGUUACAAGAGUCAUCCCAUGGAAGAAGAUUAAGAAAAACAAUGGAGAGAGAGAGAGAGAGAGAGCGAGAGAAGAACGCGUCAUUGUUUCGUCCGGUUGAAAGGGCGAGCCGGCCAUCUUGGAAAGAUGCCAGACGCGUGGUGCGACAGUGACGCCCGAAAGGAGAAAUCACAAUCAAAAUGAGAAGAAAAAAACAAAAAUAUAAAACUAAAUGUGUGAGAGAAGCGAGGAAAAUCGAGAUGGACUGAGACACGAAAAUGACGGGAUUGAAAAACGUUGUGACGCGGGGCUCCUCGUGUACACUCUCUUUGAACAAUUCCCCUGUAGCGAUUGCCCCCGAGAAUGAGACUCUUCUGCACUAAAUUUCACUAUUUUUCGUAUGCGUCAUCGCGCACACGUACAAGAAUACGAGAUAACGCAUCGUUAUAGCCACGUGUCUCCGAGAUAAAGCCCGGGCUUCGCAGAGAUACACAUUUUUUUCUCCAUCCUCUACUUUUUAUUCUUCGAAAAUGAUUGCAACGUAGUCGAACGAUUAUUCAGCACUUUGUGCGUGAGUCAACCCAGGGAGAUCGUAUCUUUUUAUUUUCUUUUCAAUUUUUGUUUUUUUCGUUAUCUCCGAAGAGACGAAAAUUGUCUCCGAUCUUCUUUUGAUGAAGGGAAAAAACAAAUCUUGCUUCCUUUCGAACUAAUCGAUUGAAAAUCCUUCGUUCCUGCAAUCCAGCAUUUCCGUCGAGAUCUGCAAUUAUAGUUAUUAUUCAAUAACUCUUCUCCAUUCGUGAACUACGAAGAAUUUUCCUUACCCUAUUCGUAUUAUUUUUAGCUAGUGCUCACUGUACCAACAGAAGAAAGCAAAAAAUUGUUGAUAUCCAAGGGAAUCGUGCGGAGAAAGGGCGUCACUAACAUUUAGUUACUGCGGAUGAAUAUUUUUAUAUUUGUUAUUACAUUAUUAUUGUAAUUAAUAGUCUCUAUUGUUUUAUACCCGAUAAUAAUUUCGAUCCACGUGUCAUUUUGUAAUACAAUAAAUGAGAGAGAUGAAAAAUGA